AUGACUAGUCCCGAGCUUAAAUAUCCCGUCGACAGCGAAGCUCUCUGGGCCCAAAUCGGGGUCCUCGAGUUCAUGCGAGAAAACCCUUGGCGUUCCUCGCACUUCUGGAAUCGCGAUUCCACGAAGUCUGCAUCACCGGACAACUAUCAUGAUACCAAAAGCGUGCGCCACUUCCAGACGACUGCUUACCAUCCGGUAGUCAACGGGAUAGUCGAGCGUUUUGAUCGACAACUGAAAAGUGCUUUGGGAGCACAGGUCAACCCACACUGGAAAAAGUUUUUACCUUUAGUCUUCUUAGCUUGCAGAUCAGUCUUUAAAGGUGAUCUGCAGUCCACACCAGCAGAGUUGACUUUCGGUCUUCCGGAAGAAAUUGUGGCAUGGACGCCACCCACUGACUUCAACUACGGUGGCUAUGCAGUUCGUUUAGCAUAUCGUAUGCGCCAGAUGUAUAUUCAACCACCUCACCAGCAAACAACCCUAGCCCACCUCCUCCCUCGAUUAGCCAUAGGUUCGCAGGUUCUCCUCAGAGCAGAGGUUCGCGCACCACUGCAACUUCAAUACAGCGGCCCACAUAAGGUACUGCGACGCUUGGAGAAAGCCUACAUAAUAGAGCACAACAGUAAACGUGAAACCGUCAGUACUGACCGGCUCAAACCUGCUCACCGUCCGUUCUGUUAA
This is a messenger RNA of Echinostoma caproni, 678 nucleotides long. The record is from the annotation of a GenBank genome assembly. NCBI's taxonomy places the organism in Eukaryota, Metazoa, Platyhelminthes, Trematoda, Plagiorchiida, Echinostomatidae.